Molecule: messenger RNA, 2754 nt
Organism: Angiostrongylus costaricensis
Lineage: Eukaryota; Metazoa; Nematoda; Chromadorea; Rhabditida; Metastrongylidae
Source: the annotation of a GenBank genome assembly
AUUUUUGGUCACAAGCAGUGGUGGACAAUGAAGAGCAAGAAUUUCGACACUUUAUUGUUAUUCAAAGUGGGGAAGUUUUAUGAGUUAUAUCACAUGGAUGCCGUGAUCGCAGUGGAUUGUCUAGGCCUGACGUUCAUGAGGGGCGCGUUUGCUCACGCUGGAUUUCCUGAAGCUGCCUAUGGUAAAUUCGCUGAUCAGUUAGUCUCACGUGGCUAUAAAGUCGCUCGCAUUGAACAGACAGAAACACCUCAACAGUUAGAGGAACGAAAUCGUAAUGCAGGUUUUGGCAAGGACAAGGUGGUGCGCCGAGAAAUCUGUCGUGUCACGACAAGUGCAACGCGGACGUAUGCGGUAAUUGAUGGAUGCAGUACUUCCAGUGGAGAAACAGAUAAUGGAGAAUCUCAGUCGAAAUACCUACUAAGUAUCAAAGAAGGUGCUUAUGAUCAUGAACCUACAUACGGAAUAUGUCUCGUCGAUACUUCAGUGGGGAAAUUUUUUGUUGGUGAAUUUCUUGACGAUGAUUACUCUUCUUAUUUGCGUACACUAAUUGCCAACUUUACACCUGCACAGGUAUUAUUCGAAAGAGGGAACCUAUCCACACAUUGUAAGAUCAUUCUAAAUGGCGUACUAAACUCAGUGCAGAAGGAGGGUUUGAUACCUAAGAGGCAGUUCCUAGAUGCAGAGGAAACCGUGAAACUGUUAUCUAACGAUAAAUAUCUUGGAGUUGAUUUUUCCACCUGGCCUGGAACUUUGCGAAACAUGCUGGAUCAAGACUCCAUUGUAGCGAAGCCAAACAAGAAUUCCAUGUUAGCAGUAAGUGCACUCGGAGCCGUGCUUUACUACCUGCAGCGCUGCCUAAUCGAUGUAGAUAUGAUAACUAUGCGUGACUUUACGCGGCUCGAACCCAUUGAACACUUUUCGAAAGAAGAAUGUAGUGAAAGCACAUGGUCAAAUCGCCAAAUGAUACUUGAUGGAAUCACACUGGAGAAUCUCAAUCUUAUUCCUGGCGAUAAUCGCGACUUACAAACAGCAUCACUUUCACUCUAUAGCACUUUAAACAAGUGCCAGACCUCAUUUGGGAAGAGAAUGCUUCAUCAGUGGAUUUGUUCUCCUAUUUGCCACUUGACGACUUUAAAAGAACGUCAGGAUGCAAUUGAAUUUCUGAUGUCACCCGCAAAUGUACGGCUUAUGGAAGAAAUAGGCGAGUUACUGCGCAAAAUGCCUGAUCUUGAAAGACUCUUGCAGAAGAUCCAUACACUGGGUUUAAAAUAUCGCACAGAGUCACAUCCCGAUGGUCGUGCGGUGCUGUUCGAGGCUGUGAGCUACAAUAAGCGAAAGAUCAAAGAUCUCCUUAGCACACUUGCUGGUUUCCAAGCAUGCAGUGACCUUAUUGAGAUAUAUACAAGGUUUAGAAAGCAUAGCGAGGGGUGUCGUCUACUAGAUCAAUGUCUUGGUCGUGACGACGGAGACGACUUGGAUUCUCACUUGAACCAUUUUUCGAAGUUAUUUGACCAUUCUUUGGCGGAAAAAGAAGGAAUGAUCACUCCUCAAAAAGGACUAGAUUUUGAGUACGAUAAUGCUUGUAGAAAUGUCGACAAGGCAAUGCACGAUUUGGAAGUUACCUAUUUUGGCAGUGGAAAAAACAGAUUCCAGAUGGAAAUCCCGGAGAGCGUCAAUCCACCUCGCUACUAUGAGUUUAAAUCCCGUAGAAAGGGUUUUAACCGCUAUUCUACUGAAGAACUUGAGGAAUUAAUUGAAGAGGUUAUAAAGGCGGAGGCAUAUAAAGACUUGCAAAUAGAAGACGCUACUCGAAGAGUAUUUUCUGAUUUUGACAGCAGGCAUAUCUGGACAGGCGUGGUAAAUCGCGUGUCGCAAGUAGACGUUCUUUUGUCGUUGGCGCGAUAUUGCCAGACAUGUGGGCUCGCACUAUGCCGUCCAGAAUUUGUCUAUGACUCCAAAGGAUAUCAUCCGUGCUUAGCUACGAAAUUGCCAACCAACGAUACUACGGCUACUUUUACGUACAUUGCAAAUGACUCGUUUCUUGGUGGCGCUCACCCACCAGUCGUCUUGUUAACUGGUCCGAACAUGGGCGGUAAAUCCACGCUUAUGAGGCAAGUUGCAGUUCUGACUGUUCUAGCUCAUAUGGGAUCCUUCGUACCAGCACGGUCAAUGCGCUUAACGCCUGUUGACAGAAUUUUCACAAGAAUCGGUGCCAACGACAGGCUUAUCUGUGGACAAUCCACUUUCUUCGUUGAAUUGCGAGAGACACUCAUUAUUCUUCGUAACGCAACAAAGCAUUCGCUUGUCCUUAUUGAUGAACUUGGCAGAGGAACAAGCACCUUUGAUGGUACGGCAAUCGCAUCAGCUGUUCUGUCACAUUUGUCACGUAGAAUACAAUGCCGUUCAUUCUUCUCCACUCAUUACCACUCACUUUGCAAAUCUGCUACUAUUAAUUCAAAUAUCACCUUGGCACAUAUGGCAUGUAUGGUGGAAAAUGAAGAUGAAGCAAAUCCAACGGAGGAGUGUGUCACAUUCCUUUACCGUCUUGCCGAUGGCGUUUGCCCAAAAUCCUAUGGUUUCUUCGCUGCGAGAUUAGCAGGCGUAAAGCCGGAGGUAGUGAGGAAUGCAUAUGAUGCAAGUACUACCUUUUUCGACUCUGCGAGUCGUAAACGGAUUGCAAUUGCUGCGAUCAAAGAAGCGGCCCGCGGUGGUGCUUCCGUGACACAGCUGCGCGAGAUGGUCAACAGUCUGUAA